CUGUAUUCAUUUCAGCUAUUUCGUGCUCUAGCCUACAUUCAUGGAAUCGGUAUUUGUCAUCGUGAUAUUAAGCCGCAGAACCUACUCAUUGAUCCUGAAUCGGGAAUUCUCAAAUUGUGCGAUUUUGGCUCAGCGAAGUACCUAGUCAAGGGGGAGCCAAAUGUGUCAUACAUAUGCUCUCGGUAUUAUCGUGCUCCGGAACUUAUAUUUGGUGCUACCAACUACACAAACUCAAUCGAUGUUUGGUCAGCAGGCACGGUAAUGGCUGAACUUUUACUCGGACAGCCGAUUUUCCCUGGUGAUUCGGGUGUCGACCAGCUUGUUGAAAUUAUAAAGGUACUCGGUACGCCGACUAAGGAGCAAAUUCAAAGUAUGAACCCCAACUACAAGGAGUUCAAGUUCCCGCAAAUUAAAGCUCAUCCAUGGGCAAAGGUGUUCCGUGCAAGUACUCCACAAGAAGCUAUCGAUCUAAUCUCAACUAUCAUCGAAUACACCCCGAGUGCCAGGCCGACACCACAACAAGCAUGUUUACAUGCAUUCUUCGACGAGCUGCGGAUGUCCGAAACGAAGCUACCGUCUGGUCGGCCACUACCUCCCUUAGAAAUGGAUGGCGGCGAUGAUAAUCGUGGAGGACAUGGUGGACAUGAUGCUUCAAAUGAUAGCUGA
Molecule: messenger RNA, 666 nt
Organism: Cooperia oncophora
Lineage: Eukaryota; Metazoa; Nematoda; Chromadorea; Rhabditida; Trichostrongylidae
Source: the annotation of a GenBank genome assembly